AUGCACAAAUUACAAAACACCCUCAAAUUUGCAUCUUGCUUGAAGAAGCAACAUUUUCAGAGUUAUCAAUUGCUGAAAACGAGAGGAUGGAGAAGAAACAUGUCCGGGACUAUACCAAGAAUAAUAGAUCACAAGGAAAUUGAUGAUAGUGAUUGGAAGAGUUUAUUCCAGAAGGAACCUUCUGCAUUCACCAAGCUUCAUUCAGGAAUGAAGAGUGAUGGUUUGAUUUACAUGAUUGGAUUGAGAGGUGGAAAUGAUAAUAAUUUAGCAAUUACAGGUAGAAGUAGGGAGUUCUUUGAUAUUGACAAUAGAGGAUUCGUAUUGCUAUCUGAAAUAUCUGAUUCCACCAAUCAAAAAGCAAAAGUCUUUUCAAGAGAGGAGAUACCGUUCAAAUUGGAAAAUCUUCGUGAAACUGACACUUCACUUCAAGAGGUAUAUCUCAGUAUGGACAAUGAUGUUGGUUUUACAAUAGAUAUCCUGGCCUUUGAUGUAUACGAAUCAGUAGAAUCUAUUCAGGUCUUUUAUUUCAAUGAAAAUUCUAAACAAGCCAUUAUUAAUUCUAUUGAAAAAUAUAAGGCAGAAAUACAAGAGGUUGUCAAUCAAGGAUUCAAAAGUGAUGGAUUAAUUCCUAGAGAUGCAUUCUACUCGCAGGGAUAUCCACACAAGUUUAUUGAAUUGUUGCAAAAUAGAGUUCAAUAUCAUAGAGUUUCGAAUUUUUAUCAAUUGCCAAUUCCACCAAUCUAUGAAAAGAGCAAACAAUCGAACAGAAAUCAUUUGAUUAUUUGUGGAUUGUUGAUGAUUUUUCUACUGUUCCAAGUAAAAAAAGAGUUUUCAACAAAAUGA
Molecule: messenger RNA, 843 nt
Organism: Naegleria gruberi
Lineage: Eukaryota; Heterolobosea; Eutetramitea; Acrasida; Naegleriidae
Exons: 1
Coding region: 1-843 (280 amino acids)
Source: RefSeq, a predicted model, not a curated record